This is a messenger RNA of Ziziphus jujuba (common jujube), 1146 nucleotides long. RefSeq names its product vacuolar protein sorting-associated protein 22 homolog 1. NCBI's taxonomy places the organism in Eukaryota, Viridiplantae, Streptophyta, Magnoliopsida, Rosales, Rhamnaceae. The record is from RefSeq and is a predicted model, not a curated record. Gene Ontology annotation, biological process: protein transport to vacuole involved in ubiquitin-dependent protein catabolic process via the multivesicular body sorting pathway. The coding region runs from base 228 to 980 and encodes 250 amino acids. The transcript is spliced from 7 exons. Gene Ontology annotation, cellular component: ESCRT II complex.
AUAGAGAAAUAAGGAGGGAGACCCUGUGGAAAGUGGAAACUUCAUUCUCAUUUGUCAGCGCAAAGUGAAAACAGAAAAGCAAAUUGGUAAAGCGAAACUUAUUUAAAUAAGUACGAAGAAGUUAGGAUGAUUGAAUAAUUCAAAGUGUGGGGAAAAUGAAAACCUUUAUGGAGAUGAAGAUGAAAUAGAAGAAAAUCAAACACAACUUUCGAUUCAAAAAAGCAAUAAUGAGGAGGAGACCAGGAAUUGGUGGCUUACAGAACGCCGCUGCUGCUAGGGAUCAAUAUCGGUUGCUGGGUGAGAAUGUAGCCAGGAUCAGAACCGAUCUUAUGAAGGAACAGCUUACCACGUUCCGCUCUCAAUUGGAAGAGUUUGCUCGCAAGCACAAGAACGAUAUUCGCAAGAAUCCUGCAUUCAGAUCACAAUUCCAUGAGAUGUGUACUAAAGUUGGAGUUGACCCUUUGGCGUCAAAUAAGGGUUUCUGGGCUGAGCUAUUGGGGAUUGGUGACUUCUACUAUGAACUUGGGGUGCAAAUUGUUGAGAUUUGCUUGGCAACACGACCUCACAAUGGAGGUUUGAUCAACCUACAGGAGCUCUGUAAUAUGGUUCGUCAAAGGCGGAAGAAUGAUCGUGGAGCUGUUUCAGAGGAUGACUGUCUGCGUGCUAUAAGUAAGCUAAAGGUUUUGGGUAGUGGCUUUGAGGUUAUUUCAGUUGGAAAGAAAAAGCUUGUUCGUUCUGUUCCAACGGAGUUGAACAAAGAUCAUAAUGAAAUUUUAGAGCUAGCCCAGGCUCAAGGCUUUGUGACUGUUAAUGAGGUAGAAAGACGGCUCUCUUGGACUUCUGGCCGUGCAACUGAUGCUCUUGACACUUUGCUAGAGGAAGGUCUUGCAAUGAUUGAUGAUGGCCACAGAGAUGGUAAAUGUAGAUAUUGGUUCCCCUGUGUAUCUUCCAUUUCAUCUUCUGUAGGAGCUGAUAUGUAAACAUGAGGUUCUCACUAUAAUGCAAAUUUAAAGGGUUUGAAAACAGUGUUGAAUGUGGUUUUUCCUUCAUUUGCAUUUUUGUAGCACUAGUUGGUCCAACAAAUUGUUGAUAGACGAUGUAUUUCAUCUUUUGUAUGAGUGUUGACGACAAGUUUAAUUUCUACAA